AACAUAUAAUUAUUAAUCAAUUAAUAAGCUAACCUAAUAACACAGUCAAAACAAGAGAUGAGAUUCAUUUGUGCAAAGAAACAAUGAGGGAAGGAGGAGGAGGAGGACAAGGAGCAGAGGCAAAUCAGGGGAACAAGAGAAGGCCAUGGAUGAGAUUAGAGGUUAGUGGUGGUGGGAUCCUUGUUAUUGGUGGUGUUAUCAUAGCUGCAGCUUGGGCUGCCCGUAGAAGCCAUGUUCAUAAGCAAAGGAACAACAGGAAGACAACUGCAGGGUCAGAUUAUGAACAGUAUCAUAAAGAGAAGGAAGAGGAGGUGAAAGAUGGCAGCAUAAUCAAUGGGUAUGGGGAGAUCACAGUUGUUGAUGGUUUGGUGGAAAUCAAGAAAGAGGCUGGAUCCAUGACUGAGGUUGAUGAAAAAUUGUGCUUAUGCCAAAGUCAUACAGAGGAAAGAGAAGAAUGGAAGGAGGAAGCAGUGUCUGUUGUCGGAUUGAAAGCAUAUGAGAGAGUGGAAAAUCAAGAUGACAGACAACAAGUUGGUGAAGAAAAAGUAAGUGCAUGCGCUGUAGAUGAAAAGAUGAAAAAAGAAAAAGAAGAUGAUGCUUGUAAUGGAGUAGGAGAAGGGGAGGGGGACCAGGUUACAGUGAAUGACCAUGGUCAAGAAGAAGACCAAUUGUCUGAUGAGAUGUUGUUUGUCCAUUCUUGCAACCAAGUAGUUAUCCAUGUUGAAGAUGAUAAUAAGCAAAUAGAUGAAGAAGAACAGAUGGAAGCCAAUACAAAGUUAGUGGUCAAUGAUGAAGUAUUAGGAGAGAAGGAAUCAUGUGGAGAGGAAACAGAGCCAGUUGUUGAGGAGCUUGGGAAAGGAGAAGAGGGAUUUCAACCAAAUGAAACCAAUAAAGAGGAAGGAGAGCUGUCAUCUUCAACCUAUGUUGUGCUAAAAGAUGAAGUGGAACAAGGUGAAUGUGAUUGCAGAGAAAAAGGUUGCAACUCUAAGAAGGAAGAAGAACCAACAAUUGAAUCCUAUCAAGACAAAACUAAGCCACUUGCUGAGAAAGGAGAAGGUCAAUGCAAUGAAACCAAUGCAAAGAAAGGAGGGUCAUUCUUCAACAAUGCUAUGAUAAUAGACAAAGAACCUGAUGCAGAGUCUGUUGCAAAUAUUGAAGAACAAGAAGAAUGUGAAUGCAAUCAAAGAGGGGAAGAACAGGCUACUGAAUCCUAUGAAGAGGAAACAGAACCACUUGUUAAGGAGGAGUUUCUCCAUGGAGAGCCAGCUGUGAACACUGAAGAAGUGCAAGUAGAUGAAUGGGAUGCAAAAGAAGAAGCAGCUACUGAAUCCUGUGAACAGGGAACAGGUUCAUCUGAUAACUCUGGAGCUUCAUCUACAGAGAAUGAAGAUGCAGUAUGGCCUGCUGAAGUGUUACAACAAGAUGAAACUAAAGCAGGACAAUUAGCCACAACCAUGCAGAACAGGCAGAUGAUGAUGAUGAUGAUGAUGACUAUGGAGAAAAAGAAAGGGAAGACAUUUUUCAUUUAUAUGAACCACUCCCUUCUGGUUCUCGCCAUAGCUCUGGCUCUUGCGCUUCUCUCUUUUCAUCUUUCUAAACACACUGUAUAUUGAACUACAAAAUGCACCCAACUUUUUUCUGCA
Molecule: messenger RNA, 1643 nt
Organism: Dioscorea cayenensis subsp. rotundata (Guinea yam)
Lineage: Eukaryota; Viridiplantae; Streptophyta; Magnoliopsida; Dioscoreales; Dioscoreaceae
Exons: 3
Coding region: 84-1613 (509 amino acids)
Source: RefSeq, a predicted model, not a curated record